AUGGGACGACAUAGACUAAGUAGCAGUGGCUCACGGGUGGGUCAUAAGGGUCUUGGUUCAGCUUCAACGUUGAAAUCAAGACUGGAUAGUACAUCUCGAUCGAGAUCAAGAUCAUCAAGUAUAAGUCAUAUAAAACAACCUUCUACCAUUAGCUCAAUGUUGAAUAAGAUAGGAUUGAGUAAGUUGGUAGAAUACUUGUUCCACAUAAAUGGCAGGAGUAGACUACGGUCGCUUUAUAAUGUGCUAUUAAUAGAAUUAAAUUUACCAAACAGCUCCAGAAUAGAUCCUAAGGAUGAUUCUUUCGAUAUAGAUAGAUCAUAUGAAGAAGUGAUGAAUAUGAUAAAGAUCCCAUAUUAUCUAGAACAGUUUAUGAUCUUUGGAUUAAUGAUUUGUUUCAAUUCAUUUCUAACGUUAUUCACUUUAGCUCCAUUAAAGAUUAUUAUAGCCACUUUUAAUUUCAUUCAUAAUGGGAUAUCAAUGUAUAAAGAAAAGAAAUCAAUCAUAGUUAAAGAAUGGCUACAAAGUUUUGCAUGGGUAAAGAGAGAGAUAAUCACAUUAAGUAUAAUAGGUUUCUCAUUAUGGGUUCUUACAUUACCUAGAUUGGAUAUUUCUCGAUUAUAUCAUGAAGUAAGAGGAGAAGCUCAUAUAAAGUUAUAUGUGAUAUUUGGGGUUCUAGAAGUGGCUGAAAAGUUAUGUUCUUCUUUAGGUCAAGAUAUAAUGAAUAUUCUUUAUAACAUACCGAUAGAUAAUGGUCAAGCAUCGAUAAAUUAUACUAAAUUUAUCGUAUUUUUUGCAUUGGCUAUAUUCUAUGUUUCAUUUCAUGGAUAUAUCUUAAUAUAUCAAACUGUUGCAUUGAAUGUAGCAGCCAAUUCAUAUUCUAAUGCAUUAAUGGCUUUACUUCUUUCUAAUCAAUUUUCAGAAUUGAAGAGUGCUGUAUUUAAGAAAUUUGAAAGAGAAGGGCUUUUUCAAGUUUCAAUGGCUGAUUUAACCGAACGAUUUCAAUUACUGUUUAUGCUUGGUAUUAUCGCUUUAAGAAAUCUUUUACAACUUAACAGUAGUCAAUCAGGGUUGAUUCCUAAUAGUUGGAAGAGUUGGAAUACAUGGUUUGGAGUUAUUUUAGGACCCGGAAUAUUUGUCAUUGGGUCUGAGAUUUUUGUGGAUUGGUUAAAACAUUGUUAUAUUUCUAAAUUUAAUAAAUUAAGACCAAGAGUAUAUGAAAACUUUUUAUAUGUUUUCAGUUUGGAUUUUUUGGAAAUAUUCAAUUCAAAUUCAAAUCAACAUGAUUUAACUGAUUAUAUCUUUUUAACAAGAAGAAUUGGUUUACCACUUUUAGCAUCGGCAGUUUGUUUUUUAAGAAUGACAUUACCUGAUCUUAAAUAUGUAUUCAUAUCUCCAUCGAAAUCAUUUACUUCAUUGAUUGGUUCAUCGAUAAUUAUAGUCUCUGUGUUUGGAGGUCUUCUUUUAUUAAGGUUGAUUCAAGGUGUUGUGAUCCUUAAGUUGGCCAAUUUAGUUAAGCAAAAUCAUUCUGCAAAUUCAUUAAUGAGAAGACAAGCGAAGGAAGCCAAUGAAGAACCGUUUGAUAUUAAGAUCAAAGUUGGAUCAACUCCAGAACCAGAUUCAAUCAAGAAAGAAAAAGAUGUUGAUAAUGAAUGUUCAACACCAAGUAAUUCUUCAUCACCCAAUUUAAAAUCAUCACUGGGUUCGCCUGAAUCCAUUAUUGAUUCUUCAUUUUUUCCAGGUAUACCAAAUACAGAAGCAUCAACGAUUAAUCCUAAGACAAGAGAAUUCUUAUAUGAUUCAGAUGAGGAAAUCCCUCCUACUAUUGAACAACUGAGAAAUAAAAAGAUUUUAAAGAAUAGUGAAAAUCAAAAUGCCACGGAUGGGAAUGAAGAAGUUAAAGGGUUAGAUAAGGUUUUAAGAUAUGAAAUGUCGAGUAAAAGGAUAUGGUAG
Messenger RNA from Scheffersomyces coipomensis, 1950 nucleotides. RefSeq lists its product as uncharacterized. NCBI's taxonomy places the organism in Eukaryota, Fungi, Ascomycota, Pichiomycetes, Serinales, Debaryomycetaceae. Bases 1 to 1950 code for a protein of 649 amino acids. The transcript has a single exon. The record is from RefSeq and is a predicted model, not a curated record. Gene Ontology annotation, cellular component: endoplasmic reticulum membrane.